Molecule: messenger RNA, 1338 nt
Organism: Didymodactylos carnosus
Lineage: Eukaryota; Metazoa; Rotifera; Eurotatoria; Philodinida; Philodinidae
Source: the annotation of a GenBank genome assembly
AUGAUGAUAUGCGCGUUCGAACGAGCUCUCCCAUCCAUUCCAUCGCACAGUAUUUUAAUCGGCUCACGCGCCGCUCGCCGUCAUUUGCCCAACUUUCGAGGAGAAUCACGCGACGAAAUGAAUGCCGAUUGGGACAUUAUUUGCUCUUCACAAUUUCUACUGCAAUGGUUUACUUUAAACGAUACAAAGAUCGAAACUAUUGAUCUGAUCAUUCCAACAUCAGAUGGCGAUCCGUUAGACCUAUAUGUCUGCUGUAAACUGACGGGUGAGGUCAAAUAUGAUUUUGCCACUCCACGAUCAUCAACAUCAUACACAGCAUAUCUAUUGCACAAUUUGGACUCAUGGAUUCAUCGAUCAUUUUGGCGAGAUCAAGAGUCCAGCCGUCCGAAAAAUGCAUCCCCCAAACUUCUGCUAAUAUUGAAAAAGUAUAUGCUUUAUUACUCACAUCAAUGGGUAAAAACAGCAAAAGACUAUCGGCAAUUGCUCAGAAUCACCGACCCUCUUACCGAUGAAGACAAGGUGCUAUGUGACUUCUUUAUUCGCAAUAACGAGAAAUUACAUGGUCAACGUCCUUCUGAUACGGAUAAAUUUACUAUCACCCCAUAUGAUGGGCAAACAGGUAUAACUAUCAACCGAGAAAAGUUUUUCCAAGAUGAAGAAGCCGAACGACUAUCCUGCCUGUACCAAGCAGCGGUGACAGUAUCCAUUGGCAAUGAUAUUCUCGUCGGUUUGGAGCAUAUUUGUACUCGAGGUCCACCUUGGUUGGCUGACUACGCCAUCGAUCAUCUGGUCGAUAUUCAGAACGAAAAAUUCAAACACAAAUCUCAUGCACUACUGCCAUGCAUCGAGUUCACAGUUGAUAAUCAUCGUUUAUUCGAGCAAAUACCCGAGCUUGCCAUGCAAACGAUUCUUGUCAAUAUCGCCGAUACGCUCGAUUUUUAUUCGAUGCAACUUGUAGAUACUGCUGCCACCCGUUUUUAUUAUAAUCGUCUACCAGAAUUAGUCCAAGAAAAACUGCGUGGUAUAAAUGAAAUUAUACUUCAAUGGAUUAAUGAUCCAUCUGACAAUAAUUUACCAGUAAUUGCCAGUUAUGAACCAAAAAAAUUAACAAAUGCAAGAUCAAUCGGCGUGCAACGUCGACCAUCCACGCCUGUCACUUUAGGUUUGAUUGAUUCUCAACGAGAUCUGUCGCCUGACAUGACAGAUACGCAUUGGUCUUCUGGUAAUUUAUCCGAGAAAAGUUUAUUAGCUGAAAAACAAAGGGUGGAGCCAGGAUUUCGGCCUAGAGGGAGCUCAGCUCCACAUCCAUUGUCCAAAGUAUCCAUUGUUGUUCUGUGA